GGGGGCCCGCGAGCCGCUUAGCCUUUAACCACCGCGCAAGUGCGCUCGGAGAGUCAGGCGCGGCGACGGUCAGGCCUGUCGCCCGAAGGACCCGAGAGGCCCUCGCUGAGCGCCGCCGAGGCCGCUGGGGUGCCUGGGGCGGUUGCUGGUGGCGUCGCUGGGCGCUCGGUCAGUGAGCGGGGAAGAGCGGGAGGGAGGCCGGCUUGGGAGCCGUUCCAAGAUGUCGACCAAGAAUUUCCGCGUCAGCGAUGGCGACUGGAUCUGCCCGGACAAAAAGUGUGGAAAUGUUAACUUUGCUAGAAGAACCAGUUGCAACAGAUGUGGUCGAGAAAAAACCACAGAGGCCAAGAUGAUGAAAGCUGGAGGGACUGAAAUUGGGAAGACACUUGCUGAAAAGAGCCGUGGUCUCUUCAGUGCUAAUGACUGGCAGUGUAAAACCUGUGGUAAUGUUAAUUGGGCAAGAAGAUCUGAAUGCAAUAUGUGCAACACACCAAAAUAUGCCAAACUUGAGGAGAGAACAGGAUAUGGUGGGGGAUUUAAUGAAAGAGAGAAUGUUGAGUAUAUAGAACGUGAAGAAUCAGAUGGAGAAUAUGAUGAGUUUGGUCGCAAAAAGAAAAAAUACAGGGGGAAGCCUGUUGGUCCUGCCUCUAUCCUAAAGGAAGUUGAAGAUAAGGAAUCUGAAGGGGAAGAAGAGGAGGAUGAGGAUGGAGAUCUGUCUAAAUAUAAAUUGGAUGAGGAUGAAGAUGAAGAUGAUGCAGAUCUCUCAAAAUAUAAUCUUGAUGCUAGUGAGGAAGAAGAUUCUGCCAAAAAGAAAAAAUCCACAAUGAGGCGCAGCCGUUCCAAGUCUCGAUCUUCUCGUUCACAAUCUUCAUCUCGCUCAUCCUCCCAUUCAAGUUCAAGGUCUAGGUCCAGGUCAAGAAGCUCCUCCACUUCAAGGUCCAGAUCUCAUUCAACUUCCAGAGAACGUUCUAGAUCUCGUGGGUCGAAAUCAAGAUCCAGCUCCAGGUCCAUCAGGGGUUCUUCAACCCCAAGAAAGAGAUCUUAUUCAAGCUCUCAUUCGUCAUCCUCUCCUGAGAGAAGCAGAAAGAGAAGCCGAUCUAGAUCUUCAUCUGGUGAUCGCAAAAAAAGGCGAACGAGAUCACGGUCACCUGAAAGAAAUCGCAGGUCAUCGUCUGGAUCUUCUCACUCUGGAUCUCGUACAAGUUCUAAAAAGAAAUAAUAUAUUAAAACUCAAAACAGAAAAAUAUAAUCCAGUGCAUGAGACAUUUUAAAGAAGUUGGUGUCUUACUUGGUCAGAAAUGCUAAAUCCUGCUAGUAGAGGUGCAUGUUUAAUGGAAAACUGCAGCUAUUUUAAUUCAUGAAACAAAAUGUAAUGGAAUAUAUUAAGCCAUAAAUUUACCUCAGAAAGGUGAGUAGUAUGACUGUUUUCCCCAUUCAAAAAUAUCUGCCUCCUUGUUGAUUUGACUUCAGCUUCUGUCAUUUACUCUGCAGAAGUCGCAGAACUGUCAACAGAACUGCAUAAUUCAUGUUAAAACAUGCUGAUCUGUUUCCCUUUGUUCCCUCAGCCUUGCAAGGAUAAUGAAAAAUAACUGUAGUUGUAGUGUGCCUCAGUUGCAAAGCAAGAGUGAUACUUGAAGGGGAUAGCCAUCUUCCACAGCUACAAGCCCUGGCUUCUAAAUGAAAAAUUUCUCUCUUUGCCUAAGUGACAAAGUAAUUCUCCAUGUAUCCUCAGUUGCAGUAGAUAAGCUACCUUACAUUGGUAAAGAGGAGGGAGAAUCAUCCUGUGUUGUUUUCUACUGAGCAUUCCAUUUGUGAAUACUUUAUGGUGGCAUCUAACUUCUAAGGUUUUAAGUUUCAGCUUCCUAAGAACUUUUGCACUUGAUAUCCACGCCUUAGUUACUUAAUAGCUGAGACGCUGUUAGAUACAAAAAAUAAAAAUCUGAAUCCAAAGGAAAUUGUUUGGCUCUCCAGACAAGUCUUUGGCCUUGUGCUUCCUUCCUCCAAAAGCUGCCUCUGGAGGACGUGAGACAUUCAGCAUGGUGCAUGAGGCUGUAACCACGAUUGGAAAUUGGUGGACAUCUUCUCUGCUGCACAUGUUAAAACAUUUAUGCCCACUAAAAAUUAACAGACACCAUAUGGUUAAGGAAUUAGAAUAAAGCAUGAACAGCCAGGCCACUUGGGAUUUCUAAAACCUUUUGCAGAGGAUUGAGGAUGUAAUAUUGAAAUCACACCCCUGAUAAAACUGAAAUCAGAGUAGCAAGGCUCUGUUUCAGGUUUGCAACAAAUGCCACAACUCUUCUAAAGUAUUGUCCUUUAACAACAAAUCACUGCAGAUAGUCAUUUUGGACUAAUAUAAAUUUAUGGCUUAACAUGCUCCAUAAAAUUUGUUUUACUAGCAAUCUGUUAAAUACUGACCAUUCUUAAUUUCCUUUUGCUUGGGAGAAAUAUGUGUUAUCUUCAGUGACAUCCCAAGGUAAGUAUGUUAAGGAAGAUUAAUGAUUCUAGGAAAGAAGUGUGUUAUCAGUUACUUGUUUGUAACAUCUGCUUUGUCAAGUAAACUGCAUAACAACUGAU
Messenger RNA from Pogona vitticeps (central bearded dragon), 2574 nucleotides. RefSeq names its product zinc finger RANBP2-type containing 2 (gene ZRANB2). Lineage: Eukaryota; Metazoa; Chordata; Lepidosauria; Squamata; Agamidae. Gene Ontology annotation, biological process: RNA processing. Gene Ontology annotation, molecular function: RNA binding; lipopolysaccharide binding. The record is from RefSeq and is a predicted model, not a curated record.